GAAACACAUGUAUAUAUCGGAAAUUCUGGUGUAUCCCUUGACUGGCAUGAGAUUGCUUUCCCUCUUGUAUCGUAUGUAUUACAGGGGGGGUUGGCUGUCAUAUGCCAGUCAAGGGGAUAUGAUAUGUUGGUAGCUUGCUUAUUCCCAUCGACGAAAACUCAGCAAAGCUGGAGUUUAACAAAUAAACCGCAUAGCAUGUUGCUCCGUGCCUUAAUUUCCAUUGUUUUGUUUUUUUCAGAGAAUACCUAUGGUAUUAUUUCUCGGGGGUCCCAACAAGUUUCAGGUACCUGUCAAAUAUCCGAGGUAUCGAAAGACAAUGUCGAAUAGCUUCUCCGUUAAAUAUGACAUGUGCUUAGAUCAACUACGGAAACUGACCACUCAACGCCCUCCCUCAAUCAGAUCUGAGCAGAACGCCAAUUAGCAAGAAGUUGCUUUAUGGUUCAGUUUAGCGACCCCUGUUUGGACCCUUCGAUAGAUAGUAGAAAAGUUCGGUAUUAUUACGGUCUCUUGCAAAUAAUAUCACUGUUCAGCUAGCUAGACCGAAACCAUGUAGCGUUGAGCCGGCUAGGCCAAUAGUCAAUGCAUGAUUUUUUCUUUUCUAACUAGCAUACAGUAGCUACCUAACCUACCUGAUAUAAUGCACCUCUAAUAUUUAAGCCUAUCGCUCCUCGAAUUAUCUUCCUGCAUUUUACAGUUCCGCAGGUCUCAUGUCAGUGGUCCAAAUUCUUACCAGUUAGUCGCCAUGUUCUUAAUCAACGUAACUCAUCACUCUUUAAGUCAAAUAUCUGAGAAAUUCCAUUUCCAGAAAAAUGCAUCCUCGUAUGAAGAGGACGCCGGCGCCACUAGCACUCGGCUCGCUGCGGCCGCGUUGUCUUACUUACCCCUGCGAAGCUAUUCUUCGUCAAGCCACAUCUUGGACUCGGCGGCUGGGCCGGGCAUCGUAACCAAGCUCCUCCUAUCACCGUCCCCAGCAGAUGUCUCAGUCCCUGAAUUGCCGGUUUCUCCGCGGCCGCGGGUUACCGGCAUAGACCUUGUUCCCGCCAUGGUGGAGCACUUCAAGGCAAACAAAGCCUCGCUAAAUUGGACUACAGCCGAUGCCUACGUGCAAGACUCGGAAGACCUUUCCAGGUUCAAAGACGCGGAAUUCGACGCCGUAGUUAUGAAUUUGGGAAUCUUUAACCUACGCGAUCCGGUCGCGGGCGCCGCAGAAAUGUACCGGGUGCUCAAGCCUGGCGGUUACGCCGUGAUUACGACGUGGAAGACUCGGCGGGUUGUCGAAAUACUCCAGGGUGCACUGGACGCCAUCCGGCCAAAUAGCUGGUUGAAACCCAUGUAUAUGCCCCCUGAGUGGUUGACAAAGGAGAAGCCGUCAAGCGUGAUGGAGGCGGGCGGGUUCCAUAAGGAUCAGAUCGAGACGUUCGAAGCCGAGCCGAACUGGGAAUGUGGUUCGGAGGAGGGGAUUGUCAAGGCGCUGAAUUCGCCCUUGUGGACGUCGAAGAUCUUCGAGGGGUGGAGUCAUGAAGAGAUAGGCCGUUGGAAUGGCGAGAUACGAAAGCAGCUGCGCGAUACGGAGAAGAAGACGGGAACAUUGGAGAUGUCGGCCUGGAUUUGCGUCGCUCGGAAAGGUUGAAUGGACGUUAUGGUGGAUUAUGGCAUUUAUGGCAUUUACGAACUUGUGAUAACCUGCGCAUUGGGCGUCGUCGAUCCUGAUAGGUAUUUAUUUUAUACCAUAGCACCAUAAAAUUGUGAAAUCGGCUCGUCAGCUAGUCUACGGUGAAAUAUUGAC
Daldinia caldariorum is the source of this 1786-nucleotide messenger RNA. Its product is annotated as S-adenosyl-L-methionine-dependent methyltransferase. The transcript has a single exon. The record is from RefSeq and is a predicted model, not a curated record. The coding region runs from base 743 to 1630 and encodes 295 amino acids. Gene Ontology annotation, molecular function: S-adenosylmethionine-dependent methyltransferase activity. NCBI's taxonomy places the organism in Eukaryota, Fungi, Ascomycota, Sordariomycetes, Xylariales, Hypoxylaceae.